GAUCAAAUUUACCCACUGUAAACGUCUCCUUGAUGAUAGGACUAUGUCAGUUUUAUGACGUAGUAUAUAAACUUAAAAUAGUUACUACAUACUGCUAGAAGGCCAUUACAGUUACCAUUUCUGGGAAUAUCUUAGCAUUAUCGGCUACAAUCUCAGUGGACGCAAAAUGCUAGCAGUUCUCAUCUUAGCCACUAUUGUGGCAUCCGUUGUUGCGGAACCACCAAAACAGAAAGUGCACUUUCAACCUGUGCCAAAGGCUGUUACUCAUGAAGAGCCACAUCUCGUCGGAAAGAAUGUUCCCCUUUUGAAACAACACCCAAGAUUCCACAAGCAAAUCGUAACUGUAGUGGACCAGGUUGCAAACAUCAUUAAAAGGCCAAAACUUCUCGUCAAAGAAAUUGCUGUCAGACAAAAGUACCCUGUCGAGAAGCCAGUGAUUCAUCACAGACGAGUCAUCAAGCCAAUCCACAAAACAAGAACCAUUGUUCACAAGAAGCAGGUUCAUGUACCACGACCAAUCAUCAGAACUAAAGUGAUUGCAGUACCCCAACCACAUAUUGUACACAAACCAUACCACAGAGUAAAGACCGUUACUCAAGUUUUCGAAAGAGUCCACAAAAUCCCAAAACCAAUCCCAAAACCAGAAUUGAGAAUCGUCAACCGUGACAGACCAUUCCCAGUAGAAAAUUUGGUUAUCAGAAAGAGACCAAGGGUUGUUGAACACCCAUACGACAAACCAAUCCCAAUUGUUGAAGAAAUCACCAACGUUAUCAGAAAACCAAUUGCACACCCCAAGGACAAAGUUCUGACCGUUGACAAACCAAUCGUUCAUCACAAACAAGUGCCAUACUAUCCAAAAGCUCAUGGUGGACACCAAGCUGGAGGAGCCGUCCAAGUAGUCGCAGCAGGAGGAGACGGAGGAUACGGUCAAGCAGGUUAUGGAAUUGUAAAUCAAGGAUAUGGACAACAAAACUUCGGAGGACAAGGUUUUAUUCAACCAAGUUACGGAUUUGCUAAUCAAGGAAUAGAAUACAAUGGAGGACAAACAUAUGAUGCUGGGUAUAAUCAAGGGAUGUACUUAAACCAAGGUUUAAACUACGGAUAUAAUCAACAACAAGGUUAUGGUCCAGAGCCACAAUAUUAAGUUUAGACGUUAACAACUUGCCAAUUUCGGUGGCAAGUUUAGCAGAAUUUACAUGGCAUCAGUUAAUUGAGAUUGUAGCCAAACAUGCAGUUUAACAGUUCGGGGCUUUGUUUACAUAUAAUGUAGAUAUUAAAUAUUGCCAUCGGUUUUCAGUAUGUAGUCAUCAUCUUCGGGCGUCUAAAAUAUAUAUUUUACAUAAAUUUGUCUUGGUUUCUAUUAGUUGUUAUGUUUUUGAUUGCAUUAAUCAAAACCUGUCAUGUCUCAUAAUUGACCAGGGCAUCAGCCAUUUCAAAAUCUUAUGUCUUUUGUAUGAUAUUUGCAAAAGCGUACACCAAAACGUUGUGAAUGGUUUAAAACAUCGUAAACAAUAAAACUUCAACCAAUUGA
Messenger RNA from Mytilus trossulus (common blue mussel), 1531 nucleotides. RefSeq names its product mantle protein-like. The transcript is spliced from 28 exons. The coding region runs from base 167 to 1144 and encodes 325 amino acids. The record is from RefSeq and is a predicted model, not a curated record. NCBI's taxonomy places the organism in Eukaryota, Metazoa, Mollusca, Bivalvia, Mytilida, Mytilidae.